CAGUGCUUUGGCCCUGCUGCAGAUACUCUGUCUCCUUUCAUCUAUAAGCUCCGGUCCCCACAGAGGCCCAAAGGUAGAAGCAGAUCCCCUGUUCUUCCCUCAGAGACAGGCCUGAGAGAGAGAGCGAGAUGAGGUGUUUGGGAGGAAAGACGAAGUCACAAAGUGCAUAAAGCAGUAGAGAUGGAAAGUGGUUUUAGGCUGAGGGAGGGAAUAAGGGAGAUGAAGAGGCUGCUAUACUGAGAUAUAACAAACUCUAAUUCUGUUCAAUUAGAUAUGCUCCUAAUUAAUUGGGCUUUGUUUUGUUUUGUGUUGUUUGGGUAUGUGGUAGCUGAACAGACUUGACAAGCACCAAACCACAAACCACCAAAUCACAUAAUUUUCCUGUGCUAUUCUGUGUCUGGUAGGGUAGGCAUGAUUCAUCUUAUUUUUCAAGAGGUUUUUGGGUUUGUUUUGUAUAUAAAGACCAAGGAAAGAGUAAAGGCAGAGAGGGCCUCAGACAAGGGGGCUUUUUUCACGGCAGACACAAUACCUUGAACGACACAAAAGCUUUCAAAUCAAACACUGUCAUGAAGUCAAAUGCCAAGGUAAAUGUCAAUAUCUCUAUUCCCAGGAAUGCCACAAUGCCUGUUUGUUAUAAAUGCACAGUCUAUUGAUUCACACCCUCACUUAUUUUAUCUCUUCGCUCUCCUCUCCAGCUGUCCACCGCUUCCUGAACAGCAGUAUGUUGGUGUCUCAGGAGGACAGGGAUCUGGAAACCAGUAGCUAGGGAGCAGGAGCUACAGGGCCCAUGGUGUCCAUCUGCUACUCUGUUCUCCUGUGAGACUGUCUUUGUGUCAGGGAUCGAGAGGUGGACACACACACAACCAAGGACUAUCUAACAGCAGGACUGCACCACUUUGCAGGGCACUGGAGGGCCACUGGGCAGAAGGUUGGCAUCUGGCUGGCAGAGAGAGGGCAGAGAGUGGGUACUGUGGUGGGCAGGUGACCGCAGCGCCGAGAUUACAGAUUAGGAGAUUAGGGAGAGCAGCAGGUCAGGGCACAUCAUCCUGACAAAGCCUGCACUUCCACCAACACUACACAGCAGAAUUCAAUUAAACCCUACAGCUACUGGCAGGCAGUGGCCCAGCCUCACAUACACAUACACUCAUACACAAAUAUACAAAGAAUCUCCACUGCUGGACAGCUGCUGAGCUCCCCUUCUCUCCUUUCCUGUUUGAUGAUCAGCGCCAGAUGGAGUGAUGGGAUUUUUUUCUUUUGAUUGAUUUGUCUUUUUUUAAUCCAGUCACUCAUUGCCUCACAGUUCCUUUGAGGGCAUUCAUUGGUAAGUCGUUUUAAGGUUGUCAUAUCUACUUUUCUUAAGACUCUGUGGCAAUCCCCUUUGUCAUUACGGUCAGAAUGCUUUGACCGUAAUAUUAUAUAUUAUUAUUAUAUUACUUUAGGAGGUUUUACAGGACUGCUUUUUCUCUGGCUGAAGAGCACUGGAAUUCUGAUGGUCACGCAGACUUUUUGAGGCUACACUGCAGUGAAUAUUUGAGAACUAGACUACACGACACCUGACCCUAUGUUCUAGAGGAGAAGAACACAAGGUCCUGAGUAGCUCUGCUCUUUCUACAAGUCUCAGAAUCUCAGAAUUGGAUCUUCUUACAGAAAAAAUAAAGCUUGCGCGAGACAGGGGCAGAGAAGUGAGAGGAGAGGGGGAGACGUGUUAUUUGUUCAGGUUGACUAGAGACUCGAUAGAGCUUCUUUCAUGCCAGCCUGCCUGCAGUCGCCGCCUUAUUUUACCCUCCUUCUCCCGUCUAGCCCGCUAGAGCAUACUAAUCAGAAGACUGCUUCAGCACUUCACAGAGGACCUCCUAACACCAGGGCGGGCUACUCACAUGGACGGCUGAGAUUACAUUAAUGACUCACUACCUGACUUUUACCAUGGAUAUCACUAUAGGUGGAUAUGACUGCUAACACAGCGUUAUAAGCUCUGACAGUUUCUCAGAAUCUAGCAGUGUACAAUUUGUGCAGAGUUCGUCAGAGUUUUGUAUGUGCAGACACUCUGGAGCUCUGCUGGAGCUCCCAUCCAGGACUGGAGCAGUGCUGUGAGUGGACAGCCGGGGCUGGGUGGGUGAUAGGUGUGAAGAGCGGCAGCUGCGUGCAGAGAGACUGAGAGCGGGGGGAAGCAACAGACACAGACUCUCAGACAAACUGUUUAGUGUGAGACACUGAGAGACUCACUGUGGAGCAGCGGCUCUCCCUCUCUCUGUCUGUCGGGCUGGGAGAGUGUUCUCUCUGAGCCAGCCAGCACACUGAGUGGAGCUGAGGCCAGCAGGUUGGGGACGGUGGCAGGAAACAGCGCAUGGUAUUGGGGGGGCCGGGUGCCCUACGUCACCCAGCACCGGGAGGGGCACUGGGGUUGGGGCUGGAUGUGGGGAAGCCCUGGGGGGGCAAGGGUCCAGAGGUCAGGGGAGCUGAGGCCCUUGUUAACAGGCGGGGCCAGUGUGGAGCGGGGUGGUUGGACGGCAGGGGCCAGGGCCGGUGGAGGAGGCAUGCGGUGCUCACUGAGGGUGUGGGUUCUGCUGGGCUCCCUGGGCCUCGUCUUUCUCACCUCCCUCUUCUUCUCCAUCUCCCUGAGGGGGGGUGUUGGCCUGCCCUACCUGGAGCCCCCCGGGUGGGAGGAGUCCCGCCGAGUCAAACUUGUGCCCAACUACGCUGGUGCCCACCAGCUGGGCUCACUGGAGGGCACCCAGCAGCAGAAGACAUGUGCCUGCUCCCGCUGUGUGGGGGACCCUGGGGUGUCUGAAUGGUUUGAUGAGAACUACGACCCGGACAUCUCCCCUGUGUGGACACGGGACAACAUCCAGCUGCCUUCAGACGUCUACUACUGGUGGGUGGUAAGUGAUCCAGCUGAACAGCUUCUAUGUUUUAUUCAAUUUUACCCGUCCUCUAUCGUUCUUCUGGUCUCCCUGGAAAGAAUGAGAGCAGCUCUGCCAAUCAUAUUAAAGGAAGGCAAGCACAUGUUCGGUCUGUUAAAGAGGACAUUGAGUAAUGUCUGAAAACUGAAAUUAACAAUUCAGACAGAGCUGGAAAAAUAGCCCCUGUAAUUCUGUUUGAAUUACAGACAGGAAAGCACGCCUAGGUGAUUACGUAGCUAAAAGAGGUUGUUAUUUUUAAUAGACACGAACACUAAAGUAGAAGAGGUGUGAGAGAAAGAGGCUGACCUGUGAGAAGUAGCAUUUAGAAAACUAAGUUAGUUUGUGUUUGGUCAGAAGUUUAGCUUAUUUAGUGUCACGUCCUUGAGUUUCUGGCCUGGCUUUAUAUAUGCUGAACAAAAAUAUAAACUCAACAUGUAAAGUGUUGGUCCCAUUUUUCAUGAGCUGAAAUAAAAGAUCCCAUAUGCACUAAAAGCUUAUUUCUCUCAAAUGUUGUGCACAAAUUUGUUUACAUCCAUGUUAGAGAGCAUUUCUCCUUUGCCAAUAUAAUCCAUCCACCUGACAGGUGUGGCAUAUCAAGAAACUAAUUAAACAGCACGAUCAUUACACAGGUGCAGCUUGUACUGGGGACAAUAAAAGGCCACUCUAAAAUGUGCAGUUUUGUCACACAACACAAUCCCACAGAUGUCUCAAGUUUUGAGGGAGCGUACGAUUGGCAUGCUGACUGCAGGAAUGUCCACCAGAGCUAUUGCCAGAAAAUGUAAUGUUAAUUUCUCUACCAUAAAUCGUCUCCAACGUUGUUUUAGAGAAUUUGGCAGUACGUCCAACUGGCCUCACAACUGCAGACCACGUGUAACUGGCCAGUCAUGUGAAAUCCAUAGAUUAUGGCCUAAUUUAUUUGUUUCAAUUGACUUAUUUCCUUAUAUGAACUGUAACUCAGUAAAAUCGUUUAAAUUGUUGCAUGUUGCGUUUAUAUUUUUGUUCAGUAUAUAUCCCACUAGAUAAUUAGGUGAGAUUGCAAACAGAGGCAGACAUGCCAGUGCCAAGCCACUAAGUGGUGUAAAGUAAAUGAGCUGGUAAAAGGAUGAGAUUAGAGAGAGGAGGAGCUAAUGAGGUAGGUGCACGGGAGAGGCGAAAGAGGGCAUAGAUUAGGGUUAAUGCAUCUCUCUUAGAGUUAAGUCAAGAGUCUGCACUUUUGAGUUGGUUAGAAGAUAUUGUUUUAGGAACAUACAGUGCAUUCGGAAAGUAUUCAGACCGCUUGACUUUUUCCACGUUUUGUAACGUUACAACCUUAUUCUAAAAUUGAUUAAUAAAUCUAAAUACAAUACCCCAUAAUGACAAAGCAAAAACAGCUUUUUAUAAAUGUAUGCAAAUGUUAAAAAAACAAAAACAGAAAUACCUUAUUUACAUAAGUAUUCAGACCCUUUGCUAUGAGACUCGAAAUUGAGCUCAGGUGCAUCCUGUUUCCAUUGAUCAUCCUUGAGAUGUUUCUACAACUUGAUUGGAGUCCACCUGUGGUGAAUUCAAUUGAUUGGACAUGAUUUGGAAAGGCACACACCUGUCUAUAUAAGGUCCCACAGUUGGCAGUGCAUGUCAUAGCAAAAAACAAGCCACAAGGUCGAAGGAAUUGUCCAUAGAGCUCCGAGACAGGAUUGUGUCGAGGCACAGAUCUGGGGAAGGGUAUCAAAAAAUAUCUGCAGCAUUGAAGGUCCCCAAGAGCACAGUGGCCUUCAUCCUUCUUAAAUGGAAGAAGUUUGGAAACACCAAGACUCUUCCUAGAGCUGGCCACUCGGCCAAGCUGAGCAAUCGGGGGAGAAGGGCCUUGGUAAGGGAGGUGACCAAGAACCCGAUGGUCACUCUGACAGAGCUCAAUAGUUCCUCUGUGGAGAUGGGAGAACCUUCUAGAAAGACAACCAUCUCUGCAGCACUCCACCAGUCAGGCCUUUAUGGUAGAGUGGCCAGACGGAAGCCAUUCCUCAGUAAAAGGCACAUGACAGCCCGCUUGGAGUUUGCCAAAAGGCACCUAAAGGACUCUCAGACCAUGAGAAAUAAGAUUUUCUACGGUGAAGCAUGGUGGUGGCAGCAUCAUGCUGUGGGGAUGUUUUUCAGCGGCAGGGACUGGGAGACUAGUCAGGAUCAAGGGAAAGAUGAACGGAGCAAAGUACAGAGAGAUCCUUGAUUAAAAUCUGCUCCAGAGCGUUCAGGACCUCAGACUGGGGCGAAGGUUCACCUUCCAACAGGACAACAACCCUAAGCACACAGCCAAGACAAGGCAGGAGUGGCUUCGGGACAAGUCUCUGAAUGUCCUUGAGUGGCCCAGCAAGAGCCCGGACAUGAACCCGAUCGUACAUCUCUGGAGAGACCUGAAAAUAGCUGUGCAGCGACGCUCCCCAUCCAACCUGACAGAGCUUGAGAGGAUCUGCAGAGAAGAAUGGGAGAAACUCCCCAAAUACAGGUGUGCCAAGCUUGUAGCGUCAUACCCAAGAAGACUCGAAGCUGUAAUCGCUGCCAAAGGUGCUUCAACAAAGUACUGAGUAUAGGGUCUGAAUACUGAUGUAAAUGUAAUAUUUCAGUUUUAAUUUUUUAUAAAUUAGCAAACAUUUCAAAAAACCUAUUUUUGCUUUGUCUGUAUGGGGUAUUGUGUAGAUUGAGGGGGAUAAAACAAUGUAAUCUAUUUUAGAAUAAGGCUGAAACCUAACAAAAUUUGGAAAAACUCAAGGGGUCUGCUUAUACAGUACCAUUCAAAGGUUUGGACACACCUACUCAUUCAAGGGUUUUUCUUUAUUUGUACUAUUUUCUACAUUGUAGAAUAAUAGUGAAGACAUCAAAACUAUGAAAUAACACAUACGGAAUCAUGUAGUAACCAAAAAAGUGUUAAACAAAUCAAAAUAUAUUUUAUAUUUGAGAUUCUUCAAAUAGCCACCCUUUGCCUUUAUGACAGCUUUGCACAAUCUUGGCAUUCUCUCAACCAGCUUCAUGAGGAAUGCUUUUCCAACAGUCUUGAAGGAGUUCCCACAUAUGCUAAGCACUUGUUGGCUGCUUUUCCUUCACUCUGCUAUCCGACUCAUCCCAAACCAUCUCAAUUGGGUUGAGAUCGGGGGAUUGUGGAGGCCAGGUCAUCUGAUACAGCACUCCAUCACGCUCCUUCUUGAUAAAAUAGCCCUUACACAGCCUGGAGGUGUGUUGGGUCAUUGUCCUGUUGAAAAACAAAUGAUAGUCCCACUAAGCCCAAACCAGAUGGGAUGGCGUAUCGCUGCAGAAUGCUGUGGUAGCCAUGCUGGUUAAGUGUGCCUUGAAUUCGAAAUAAAUCACAGACAGUGUCACUAGCAAAGCACCCCCACCAUAACACCUCCUCCGCCAUGCUUUACGGUGGGAAAUACAUAUGCGGAGAUCAUCCGUUCACCCACACCGCGUCUCACAAAGACACAGCGGUUGGAACCACAAAUCUCCAAUUUGGACUCCAUACCUGUUAUGAUGAGUUUCUAGGGUAUCAAGUGAUUACGAAUGUAAGGAUGUACUUAGACACUUUUGAUGGGGAUUUAAUAUAAGAUAUUUAAUAUGGUACCAUGGUUAGUUAUCGCAGACAAAGGACAUAGCCCUGCCUCUGCCAUCUUCCAACUCCAUAACAAAGAUCCACUCUCUAUAUAUAUAUACACUCUGUUACAAGUCUCUCCACGAACAUCUGGUAAACCUCCAUGGGCACUCCCUUUCUUUGAUGUUAUUACCCUUUACCCCUGUCACUAUAUCACUAUAUCAAUUACAAUUACUCUGGCACCCCAAUUGUGGAACAAUGGUGGAACAAGCUCCCUCACGACGCCAGGACAGCGGAGUCACUCACCACCUUCCGGAGACACUUGAAACCCCACCUCUUUAAGGAAUAACUUGGAUAGGAUAAAGUAAUCCUUCUACCCCCCCUUACCCCACCCCCCCCCAAAAAAAAAUAAAUAAUAUUGUAAAGUGGUUGUCCCACUGGCUAUCAUAAGGUGAAUGCACCAAUUUGUAAGUCGCUCUGGAUGAGAGCGUCUGCUAAAUGACGAAAAUGUAAAUGUAAAUGUAUUCCAAGAUCAACAUCAGUAAUCUACUCUGACAUAAGGAAUGCAGACUCCGUGGCACCAAACCACUUAUCUACUAACUCUCCCCUGGUCCACACAAUACUAUGACAUGACAUCAUUACAAUACCAAAGGACAAAUUUCCACCGGUCUGAUGUCCAUUGCUCGUGUUUAAGAAGGAAAGAAAUUCCACAAAUUAACUUUUAAGAAGGCACACCUGUUAAUUGAAAUGCAUUCCAGGUGACUACCUCAUGAAGCUGGUUGAGAGAAUGCCAAGAAUGUGCAAAUUCUGUCAUCAUGGCUAUUUGAAGAAUCUCAAAUAUAAAUAUAUUUUGAUUUGUUUAACACUUUUUUGGUUACUACAUGAUUCCAUAUAAAAAUUAAGAAAGACCCUUGAAUGAGUAGGUGUGUCCAAACUUUUGACUGGUAGUGUAUAUUCCUGGCAUAAGGUAGAGGUGGUAGAGCAAUGAAGAGCAUGUCAUAGUUUCUCUACAAUGGAGCCUGAGAGGAGCAGAGCUGGAGUGGAGCAGAGCAGUAAAUACACUGUUUGGCAGCAGUGGUGUCCACUGAACAUCUGCCAAGAAUUAGUGACCCUGCAGAAAGCCGCUGUGCCAAGCGCUGGUAUUGAGGAGGGGGAGGAAGCAAGAGAGAUAGAGGAAAGGAGAGAGAGGGAGCAAUGGGGAGAGAAAGAGAGUGAGACAGUGAGAGGGGUCAUGCAUGGGAAACUGAGAAUUGGGGAGGGGGUGGCACGGGGGAGAAUCUGGAGAAAGAGAGAGAGAGUGCUGUGUGUGAGAGAGAGAGUGCUGUGUGAGAGCGAGAGCUGUGCGAGCGAGAGCUGAGUGAGAGAGAGAGAGAGAGAGAGAGAAAGAGAGAGAGAGAGCUGUGUGAGAGAGAGAGGUAUUUGAAAGGUGUGCCAAUAGCCUGAUGGUUCUGUUUUGUUUGGGGGUUGGGAGGUUCGCAUGUGCUCCGAUAGCAUUGAAAAACAGACUCAGUUUCACCUUCAAUGUUUAUUUUUUGGACAUCUCUCCCUCCAAUUCCCCCUAAAACAUCUGACCUCUUUUCACCUCCAUUUAAACAUUUUGUUUAUUUUCUCUUUUUCAUGAGUCACUACUACACAUCCCCCUCUGCCCUCUUUUGACAUCCUGUCGGAGGAAUGAGAGAAAGAGAGGAGAGUAUCCUUUUCUACCCUCAAAACGACUAGUGCCUCCUCUCCUCAGCCUGUCUGCCUCAGGAGCUGGCCUGUCCUCCCCUAUAAGUCUAUGGUACUCUCCCAGUCCCCCUGCCUGCUCUCCUGACUGUGUGGCCUCUUUGUCGCCCCCUGCCUGUAGAUGCUGCAGCCUCAGUUCAAGCCGCACGCUAUCCAGCAGGUGCUGCUGCGACUGUUCCAGGUGCUCCCAGGCCGCUCCCCCUAUGGCUCCUGGGACCCCGCCCGCUGCCUGCGCUGUGCCGUGGUGGGGAACUCUGGCAACCUGCGCGGGGCCGGAUACGGGCCAACCAUUGACGGCCACAACUACAUCAUGAGGUGAGGGAGGGAGAGGGGUUGGUGGGAGAGGGGGUUAGAACAUGUUAGGUUAAUCUGUUUAGUAGCUGGUAAGUUCUAUUAUGUGUUGUGCUAUAAUGCUACUGUAGGUUAUUUACAGUUAUUGUAUCUCUACAGAACAUAAUAAUAAUAAUAAUAUGCCAUUUAGCAGACGCUUUUAUCCAAAGCGACUUACAGUCAUGCGUGCAUACAUUUUUUGUGUAUGGGUGGUCCCGGGGAUCGAACCCACUACCUUGGUGUUACAAGCGCCGUGCUCUACCAGCUGAGCUACAGAGGACCACAACAUAGUGUACUAUUACAGUUGGUGGGGUAGGGGUGGGAGGAGUAAUGACCUCAACAAUGGGUUUUGCUGAUGUCUUGAAUUAGUUUUUAUAAAACCUUUAUUUUAUACUCAAGUAUUAACACAAAUAAUGGCACACUGUGCCUUUUCAGAAAUUAAACAACAAAUGUGUCAUUCCUAAAUAAAAAUGUAAACAUACAAAUAAAUUAAAUAAAAAUACAAAAAGCAUAUAAACUCAUCAAAAAAAGAAACGUCCCUUUUUCAGGACCCUGUCUUUCAAAGAUAAUUCGUAAAAAUCCAAAUAACUUCACAGAUCUUCAUUGUAAAGGGUUUAAACACAGUUUCCCAUGCUUGUUCAAUGAACCAUAAACAAUUAAUGAACAUGCACCUGUGGAAUGGUCGUUAAGACUAACAGCCUACAGACGGUAGGCAAUUAAGGUCACAGUUAUGAAAACGUAGGACACUAAAGAGGCCUUUCUACUGACUCUGAAAAACACCAAAAGAAAGAUGCCCAGGGUCCCUGCUCAUCUGCGUGAACGUGCCUUAGGCAUGCUGCAAGGAGGCAUGAGGACUGCAGAUGUGGCCAGGACAAUAAAUUGCAAUGUCCGUACUGUGAGACGUCUAAGACAGCUCUACAGGGGGACAGGACGGACAGCUGAUCGUCUUCGCAGUGGCUAUUAAGCAUAACCCACUCUUCUUGUGACUAUUAAGCAUAACCCACUCUUCUGCUGACAGAGCCUUCCUGCAGCUUCCCAGCAGUUGUCCGACAAUCCUUUCCGACCUCACCCCCAAAUGUUCAGCCACCCGUCCUCCAUCCAUUAAGGUGGGCCCAGCCAUAGCCAUUAACUGUUUUAGGGUGAUGAUUUUGUGGAACAGCUGCAGUUGUACAAUCCAGUCUUGCCCCAUACACCAGAGGUUCCUCCAGCAGCCAAUGCACUGACUCCGCUGAAGUGUGUCUGGACACCUUCAUUAUGCUCCAAACCCUAAGAAGGCCUCUGUAAAAAGGAGGUACUCCCUCCCUAGAGAUCUGGCUACUAUCAACCAAAAAUAAAGCCUUCUUUAAACCUAAUCCCGCGACCUGCUGUAAUACAAGACCUGCCAUCCCUCUCCAAACCACAUUUUCCAGUCAAUAAAGCAACCUUUAAAUAAACUGAAACCGGAAAGCAGCAGCCCUACUAGCAAGAUGUACAAUACCUUGUCCCCCCUCCUCUUUUGACAAAUACAAACACUUUGUGGAACCCAAUGAUGUUUAUCCCAAAAUAAAUCUACAAUAAUCGGCUGUAUCUUAGCGAGAAGGCCAGAUGGUAGCUCUAAAACUGACAACCGAUGCCACAGUGCAGAGGCAACCACAUUGUUAAGAAUAAUAGUGCGCCCCCUGUAUGACAUACAAGAUAACAACCAAUGCCAUAUCCUCAUCCUCCCUUCCACAAUUUCAACCACCCCAUUCCAUUUUUUUCCCAUAGUCCCCUCACUUCCUAGGUACACUCCAAGAUACUUAAAACCUCCCGUACACCAUCCUAGUCCCCCUGGCAAAGCCAUGAUCCCUCCAGACCGUUUUCCAAUCUGUAAAGCACAACAUUUUUCCCAAUUUACCUUUGCAGUGGAUAUUCCCCUUAACCGAUCAACCAAGAGACUCAAACUAUCCACCUCUGCUUGAUUUUUCACUAAAAUAACUACAUCAUCAGCAUAGGCUGAGAGACGAAUAGGAGGAAUAUCCUCUGAAAGGUACACCCCUUCAAUGCGACUUCUAAUGCUAUUUAGUAGUGGCUCUAUAGCGAUGGCAUACAGUGGGGGGAAAAAGUAUUUAGUCAGCCACCAAUUGUGCAAGUUCUCCCACUUAAAAAGAUGAGAGAGGCCUGUAAUUUUCAUCAUAGGUACAUGUCAACUAUGUCAGACAAAUUGAGGAAGAAAAAUCCAGAAAAUCACAUUGUAGGAUUUUUAAUGAAUUUAUUUGCAAAAUAUGGUGGAAAAUAAUUAUUUGGUCACCUACAAACAAGCAAGAUUUCUGGCUCUCACAGACCUGUAACUUCUUCUUUAAGAGGCUCCUCUGUCCUCCACUCGUUACCUGUAUUAAUGGCACCUGUUUGAACUUGUUAUCAGUAUAAAAGACACCUGUCCACAACAUCAAACAGUCACACUCCAAACUCCACUAUGGCCAAGACCAAAGAACUGUCAAAGGACACCAGAAACAAAAUUGUAGACCUGCACCAGGCUGGGAAGACUGAAUCUGCAAUAGGUAAGCAGCUUGGUUUGAAGAAAUCAACUGUGGGAGCAAUUAUUAGGAAAUGGAAGACAUACAAGACCACUGAUAAUCUCCCUCGAUCUGGGGCUCCACACAAGAUCUCACCCCGUGGGGUCAAAAUGAUCACAAGAACGGUGAGCAAAAAUCCCAGAACCACACGGGGGUCCUAGUGAAUGACCUGCAGAGAGCUGGGACCAAAGUAACAAAGCCUACCAUCAGUAACACACUAUGCCGCCAGGGACUCAAAUCCUGCAGUGCUAGACGUGUCCCCCUGCUUAAGCCAGUACAUGUCCAGGCCCGUCUGAAGUUUGCUAGAGUGCAUUUGGAUGAUCCAGAAGAGGAUUGGGUAGAAUGUCAUAUGGUCAGAUGAAACCAAAAUAUAACUUUUUGGUAAAAACUCAACUCGUCGUGUUUGGAGGACAAAGAAUGCUGAGUUGCAUCCAAAGAACACCAUACCUACUGUGAAGCAUGGGGGUGGAAACAUCAUGCUUUGGGGCUGUUUUUCUGCAAAGGGACCAGGACAACUGAUCCGUGUAAAGGAAAGAAUGAAUGGGGCCAUGUAUCGUGAGAUUUUGAGUGAAAACCUCCUUCCAUCAGCAAGGGCAUUGAAGAUGAAACGUGGCUGGGUCUUUCAGCAUGACAAUGAUCCCAAACACACCGCCCGGGCAACGAAGGAGUGGCUUCGUAAGAAGCAUUUCAAGGUCCUGGAGUGGCCUAGCCAGUCUCCAGAUCUCCACCCCAUAGAAGAUCUUUGGAGGGAGUUGAAAGUCUGUGUUGCCCAGCGACAGCCCCAAAACAUCACUGCUCUAGAGGAGAUCUGCAUGGAGGAAUGGGCCAAAAUACCAGCAACAGUGUGUGAAAACCUUGUGAAGACUUACAGAAAACGUUUGACCUGUGUCAUUGCCAACAAAGGGUAUAUAACAAAGUAUUGAGAAACUUUUGUUAUUGACCAAAUACUUAUUUUCCACCAUAAUUUGCAAAUAAAUUCAGAAAAAAUCCUACAAUGUGAUUUUCUGGAUUUUUUUUCUCAAUUUGUCUGUCAUAGUUGACGUGUACCUAUGAUGAAAAUUACAGGCCUCUCUCAUCUUUUUAAGUGGGAGAACUUGCACAAUUGGUGGCUGACUAAAUACUUUUUUCCCCACUGUAUAACAUUCCCGACAAAGAACACCCCUGCCUAAUACCUCUACACACUUUAAAAGGAGCACUCAAGCCACCGCUAACUUUCAAUACACUUUCAAUGUCACCAUAUAUCACCCUGAUCAUGGCAAUAAAACCAAAACUGAAACCAAAUGCCUCAAAAGUGCGCCAUAAGUAUUGAUGUUCAACUCGGUCAAAUGCCUUUUCCUGAUCAAUUGAAAUUAGACCAGCAUCCAACCCAAUAGCCCUAGAGACAUCCAAAAAAUCCAGAAUCAGAUCAAUGUUAUCCCCUAUCUGCCUGCCGGGAACACAGUAGGACUGGUCCGUAUGUAUGAUUUGCCCCAUCACCUCCCUCAGCCUGUUGGACAAAGCAUUGGACAGGAUCUUAUAAUCAGUGCACAAUAAAGCCACCGGCCUCCAGUUCUUCACCUCCCUAGGGUCACCCAUUUUUGGCAGUAGGGUGAGGACAGCCCUCCUGCAGCUUAUCGGUAGUAACCCUACGGGCAAACUAUCGUUAACUACUGCUAGCCAAUCCUCUCCCAACAUAGUCCAAAAAUACUUUAAAAAGUCAACGGGAAGCCCAUCAAUACCUGGCGCCCUUCCAUUUUCCAUGCCUUUUAAUGCAGUGUAUAGCUCCUGCAAAGUCAAUGGUUGCUCUAGCUCAACCUGAGCUUCUGCAGCCACCUGUGGGAGCCCAUCAAGGAACUGCUGUGUCACUGUUUUAUUCUCUUUGUACUCACAUUUGUAGAGCUCAGCAUAGAACUCUACUGCCCACUUUCUAAUUUCACUAGGGCUAGUGAGCUCCUGUCCAACAGCUGAUUUGAGGCAAUGAAUAAAUCUUCUUUGUCCAUUCCUUUUCUCUAAACCCACAUUUUUUUGGGAUGAGGCAUCCAUUUCAGAGAUUCUCUGAAACGUACUUCUCACCAAUGACCCCUGUGCUCUGAAACCCAGCAGGUCUGCCAAUGCGGCUUUUUUCCUCUUGAGGGCCUGAGUAUGGCCUCGAUCUCCUGUGGUCUCAACCAACGUCAGGAGUUCCACUAUUUCAGACUCUAGGGCUUUCAUUGAUCUGGUGAUGUCUUUGGUGACAUUCAUUCUGUAUUGAUUACAGAAUUGUUGGAUCUGGAUUUCCCCUAUAUCCAACCAUUGUUGAAGGGAUACAAAAAUUGCCUUUUGAGACCUCCACCUCUCCCAGAAAAAACUAAAACAUUUCGUGAAGUGAGCAUCACUCAAUAAAGUUAUAUUAAAAUGCCAGUAUGCGCUUUUGGGUUUUACAGCAUUAAUGAAUACCACCUCAGUUAUUAAACAAUGAUCAGAAAAUCCCGCUCAAUAAAGUUAUAUUAAAAUGCCAGUAUGCACUUUUGGGUUUUACAGCAUUAAUGAAUACCACCUCAGUUAUUAAACAAUGAUCAGAAAAUCCCACUGGGGUUAUCACACUUGAUUUACAGACCUGAGAUUGAUGCUCAAAACAAUAAAACCUAUCUAACCUGACCAGAGAGAUGGUGUUCUCUCUCACGUGGGCCCAUGUGUACUGUCUCGUCCCUCCAUGUUGACUCCGCCAAAUAUCACACAGUUCAUGUGUUACAAAAAGGCGUUUUAAAAAAGGUCUUGAGGCUAUAUGAGGUUCUUUGUGAUUUCUAUCUAAAUCGCUGACUGUGCAGUUAAAAUCCCCAGCAAGAUAUAAAUAAUCAUCAGUAUUACAUUUACAUACAGUGGGGAAAAAAAGUAUUUAGUCAGCCACCAAUUGUGCAAGUUCUCCCACUUAAAAAGAUGAGAGAGGCCUGUAAUUUUCAUCAUAGGUACACGUCAACUAUGACAGACAAAAUUAGAUUUUUUUUCUCCAGAAAAUCACAUUGUAGGAUUUUUUAAUGAAUUUAUUUGCAAACUAUGGUGGAAAAUAAGUAUUUGGUCAAUAACAAAAGUUUCUCAAUACUUUGUUAUAUACCCUUUGUUGGCAAUUACACAGGUCAAACGUUUUCUGUAAGUCUUCACAAGGUUUUCACACACUGUUGCUGGUAUUUUGGCCCAUUCCUCCAUGCAGAUCUCCUCUAGAGCAGUGAUGUUUUGGGGCUGUCGUGGACAACACGGACUUUCAACUCCCUCCAAAGAUUUUCUAUGGGGUUGAGAUCUGGAGACUGGCCAGGACACUAUAGGACCUUGAAAUGCUUCUUACGAAGCCACUCCUUCGUUGCCUGGGCGGUGUGUUUGGGAUCAUUGUCAUGCUGAAAGACCCAGCCACGUUUCAUCUUCAAUGCCCUUGCUGAUGGAAGGAGGUUUUCACUCAAAAUCUCACGAUACAUGGCCCCAUUCAUUCUUUCCUUUACACGGAUCAGUCGUCCUGGUCCCUUUGCAGAAAAACAGCCCCAAAGCAUGAUGUUUCCACCCCCAUGCUUCACAGUAGGUAUGGUGUUCUUUGGAUGCAACUCAGCAUUCUUUGUCCUCCAAACACGACGAGUUGAGUUUUUACCAAAAAGUUAUAUUUUGGUUUCAUCUGACCAUAUGACAUUCUCCCAAUCCUCUUCUGGAUUAUCCAAAUGCACUAUAGCAAACUUCAGACGGGCCUGGACAUGUACUGGCUUAAGCAGGGGGACACGUCUGGCACUGCAGGAUUUGAGUCCCUGGCGGCGUAGUGUGUUACUGAUGGUAGGCUUUGUUACUUUGGUCCCAGCUCUCUGCAGGUCAUUCACUAGGUCCCCCCGUGUGGUUCUGGGAUUUUUGCUCAUCGUUCUUGUGAUCAUUUUGACCCCACGGGGUGAGAUCUUGCGUGGAGCCCCAGAUCGAGGGAGAUUAUCAGUGGUCUUGUAUGUCUUCCAUUUCCUAAUAAUUGCUCCCACAGUUGAUUUCUUCAAACCAAGCUGCUUACCUAUUGAAGAUUCAGUCUUCCCAGCCUGGUGCAGGUCUACAAUUUUGUUUCCGGUGUCCUUUGACAGCUCUUUGGUCUUGGCCAUAGUGGAGUUUGGAGUGUGACUGUUUGAGGUUGUGGACAGGUGUCUUUUAUACUGAUAACAAGUUGAAACAGGUGCCAUUAAUACAGAUAACGAGUGGAGGACAGAGGAGCCUUUAAAGAAGAAGUUACAGGUCUGUGAGAGCCAGAAAUCUUGCUUGUUUGUAGGUGACCAAAUACUUAUUUUCCACCAUAAUUUGCAAAUAAAUUCAUAAAAAAUCCUACAAUGUGAUUUUCUGGAUUUUUUUUUCUGAAUUUGUCUGUCAUAGUUGACGUGUACCUAUGAUGAAAAUUACAGGCCUCUCUCAUCUUUUUAAGUGGGAGAACUUGCACAAUUGGUGGCUGACUAAAUAGUUUUUUCCCCCACUGUAUAUACACUGCUCAAAAAAAUAAAGGGAACACUUAAACAACACAAUGUAACUCCAAGUCAAUCACACUUCUGUGAAAUCAAACUGUCCACUUAGGAAGCAACACUGAUUGACCAUAAAUGUCACAUGCUGUUGUGCAAAUGGAAUAGACAACAGGUGGAAAUUAUAGGCAAUUAGCAAGACACCCCCAAUAAAGAAGUGGUUCUUCAGGUGGUGACCACAGACCACUUCUCAGUUCCUAUGCUUCCUGGUUGAUGUUUUGGUCACUUUUGAAUGCUGGCGGUGCUUUCACUCUAGUGGUAGCAUGAGAUGGAGUCUACAACCCACACAAGUGGCUCAGGUAGUGCAGCUCAUCCAGGAUGGCACAUCAAUGCGAGCUGUGGCAAGAAGGUAUGCUGUGUCUGUCAGCAUAGUGUCCAGAGCAUGGAGGCGCUACCAGGAGACAGGCCAGUACAUCAGGAGACGUGGAGGAGGCCGUAGGAGGGCAACAACCCAGCAGCAGGACCGCUACCUCCGCCUUUGUGCAAGGAGGAGCAGGAGGAGCACUGCCAGAGCCCUGCAAAAUGACCUCCAGCAGGCCACAAAUGUGCAUGUGUCUGCUCAAACGGUCAGAAACAGACUCCAUGAGGGUGGUAUGAGGGCCCAACGUCCACAGGUGGGGGUUGUGCUUACAGCCCAACACGUGCAGGAGGUUUGGCAUUUGCCAGAGAACACCAAGACUGGCAAAUUCGCCACUGGCGCCCUGUGCUCUUCACAGAUGAAAGCAGGUUCACACUGAGCACGUGACAGACGUGACAGAGUCUGGAGACGCCGUGGAGAACGUUCUGCUGCCUGCAACAUCCUCCAGCAUGACCGGUUUGGCGGUGGGUCAGUUAUGGUGUGGGGUGGCAUUUCUUUUGGGGGCCGCACAGCCCUCCAUGUGCUUGCCAGAGGUAGCCUGACUGCCAUUAGGUAUCGAGAUGAGAUCCUCAGACCCCUUGUGAGACCAUAUGCUGGUGCGGUUGGCCCUGGGUUCCUCCUAAUGCAAGACAAUUCUAGACCUCAUGUGGCUGGAGUGUGUCAGCAGUUCCUGCAAGAGGAAGGCAUUGAUGCUAUGGACUGGCUCGCCCAUUCCCCAGACCUGAAUCCAAUUGAGCACAUCUGGGACAUCAUGUCUCGCUCCAUCCACCAACGCCACGUUGCACCACAGACUGUCCAGGAGUUGGCGGAUGCUUUAGUCCAGGUCUGGGAGGAGAUCCCUAAGGAGACCAUCCGCCACCUCAUCAGGAGCAUGCCCAGGCGUUGUAGGGAGGUCAUACAGGCACGUGGAGGCCACACACACUACUGAGCAUCAUUUUGACUUGUUUUAAGGACAUUAUAUCAAAGUUGGAUCAGCCUGUAGUGUGGUUUUCCACUUUAAUUUUGAGGGUGACUCCAAAUCCAGACCUCCAUGGGUUGAUACAUUUGAUUUCCAUUGAUAAUUUUUGUGUGAUUGUGUUGUCAGCACAUUCAACUAUGUAAAGAAAAAAGUAUUUAAUAAGAUUCUUUCAUUCAUUCAGAUCUAGGAUGUGUUGUUUAAGUGUUCCCUUAAUUUUUUUGAGCAGUGUAUAUAUACAUACAUACACACACACACACACACACACACACACACACACACACACACACACACACACAGACACACACACACGCCAAAACCCAAUAAAGUGAAAAUAAUUCGCUCCUGCUUCCCGACUCACUCCCAGCAUGAGAGAGAGAGAGAGAGCCAUCACCUACAGAGAGAUGAACCUGGAGAAGAGUACCCUAAGCAAGCUGGUCCUGGGGCUCUGUUCACAAACACAAACAGACCCCACAGAGCCCCAGGACAACACACAACACAAUUAGACCCAACCAAAUCAUGAGAAAACAAAAAGAGAAUUACUUGACACACUGGAAAGAAUUAACAAAAAAACAGAGCAAACUAGAAUGCUAUUUGGUCCUAAACAGAGAGUACACUGUGGCAGAAUACCUGACCACUGUGACUGACCCAAACUUAAGGAAAGCUUUGACUAUGUACAGACUCAGUGAGCAUAGCCUUGCUAUUGAGAAAGGCCACCGUAGGCAGACCUGGCUCUCAAGAGAAGACAGGCUAUGUGCACACUGCCCACAAAAUGAGGUGGAAACUGAGCUGCACUUCCUAACCUCCUGCCAAAUGUAUGACCAUAUUAGAGACACAUAUUUCUCUCAGAUUACACAGAUCCACAAAGAAUUCGAAAACAAACCCUAUUUUGAUAAACUCCCUUAUCUACUGGGUGAAAUACCACAGUGUGCCAUCACAGCAACAAGAUUUGUGACCUGUUGCCACAAGAAAAGGGCAACCAGUGAAGAACAAACACCAUUGUAAAUACAACCCAUAUUUAUGUUGAUUUAUUUUCCCAUUUAUACUUUAACUAUUUGCACAUUGUUAAAACACUGUAUAUAAGAAAUGUCUUUAUUAUUUUGGAACUUCUGAGUGUAAUGUUUACUGUUAAUAUUUAUUGUUUAUUUCAAUUUUGUUUACUAUCUACUUCACUUGCUUUGGCAAUGUUAACAUACGUUUCCCAUGCCAAUAAAGCCUUACUUGAAAUGUGAGAUAAGAGAGAGAGAGAGAGAGAGAGAGAGAUAGAUACGAGAGCAGAGAGGAUCUUCUCUCUCUCUCGCUCUCUCUCUCUAUUCCCUGUUCUCUCUCUCUCUCUCUCUCUCUCUCUCUCUCUUCUCUCUCUCUCUCUCUCUCUCUCUCUAUAGAUCGCUAAUAAUAUCUAGAGAUAUUUUCUGCCUCGCCUGCUUUGGCCAAUCCACUACUACUGCUCUGUUUCCAUGGUUUCUGCCUGUCUGUCGUUCUUCCCUAAUGUCUUGAUAUCCCUCUGUCCGUGUGUCUGUCUAUCAUUAGAGCUGCUCCCAGUAUGGUCUGAUUACCUGUCUGUGUCUGUCAGGAUCAAUCUGGCCCCCACGGUGGGCUAUGAGGAGGAUGCAGGCAGCCACACCACCCACCACUUCAUGUACCCAGAGAGUGCCAAGAACCUGGCAGCCAAUGUCAGCUUCGUCCUGGUGCCUUUCAAGACCCUGGAUCUGCUGUGGAUCACCAGCGCACUCUCCACUGGACAGAUUCGCUUGUGAGAGCAAAACUGCUAGCACACACACACACAGUCCAUUCAGUUCCGGUCCUUGCCGUUCUGCAGCCAUAAGCUAGACCAAAAAAUGCUGCUAGACUAAAAAAAAGUCACAGUAAGCAAAUUGACGUUGAAAAGACGACAAAAAUAUUCAAUUUAGGUUCUGAAUGAAAGGUGAAAAUACGUAUUUUUCGUAUGUUUAAAAUACAUAUUUUCCAGGACAUUGAAAAGGCUUUCCGGACUAUUUUCCGGACAUUGAAAUCAGGUACAUUUUCACUUUUGAAUGAAAGUUGAAAAUACUUAUUUUCCGGAUGUUGAAAUCAGGCUAAUUUUUGGUUCUGAAUUAAAGUUGAAAAGACGUAAUUAAUAGACGUCUAUGUAUGGGCCAAAUCAAGGCUGGUCCAGACCGGACAAUAGACAUCUAUGAUUGGUUCAUAUCUGGUUCAGAUUUGGUCCCGAUCGAAUUGUCCAAAAUAUGUCCAAAAGGCGUCGGCAUCGGUCCGUGCUUAGUGUUGCCUGAAAUUGAAUUUUAUGAAGCCCCAUCAAAGCGAAAGCUUACCUUUUUAAAAAUAACCCCAAAGAAAACGUCGGGGGCAGGCCCAGGAAGAAAAAAAGGGAGGGUUUUUGGUUUUGGUUUAAAGGGAGUGAAAGCCUACUAUUUUUGGGGCCCAAAAUUUAAAAAAUUUUUUUUAAAAUGCCCAUCCAUGGGGGGGGUGGGGGGCCCCCCAAAUUUUUAAAAAAAAGGUAAAUUUGGCAUUGGCUUUUUUUUUAAGUCCUGAUUUCCAAAAUUUGGGUCUUUUUAAAAAGCCCCUGAAUUUUAAAAGCUACCCAACUUUAAUCAUUAGGUUACCCGCUAGCCUUUUUCCCAAUGUUUCCCAGCGGGAAAUGCAGAAGUAAAAAAUGUUUCGCUUAUCAUUUUGGAAAAAAAAUUGACCGAUAAAAAAAACUUAAACCCACUGAUAAAUGAUAAUUUGGGGGGGGGAAACUCCUGGAAAAACAGUUGUGAUUGUACAUUGAAACUUUUGGCCCUUUUGUUUUCCCUUUUUUGUUUCCCUUUUUAGGAUAGUUGUUUGUUCCCAUGAAAUUGAAAAUUUUUUAUUUGUUUGGCCCCCUUUUAGGUUAGGCAAAUUUUUGAUCGGGAAAACCCCCCUGAAAUGAUAAAAAAAAAAGUGCCCGUCUCAUUACAUUGUAAACAUUUUAAACCCCCCCCCCUUGUAGCCCACGAAAAGGCCACAAAAAUUUUUUUUUCUACCAAUUUUUUUCCUUUUUCCAAAAUUCCCGGCUACUUUCUUUUUUUUGAGGGUUUUUGGGGGACCCGCCGCAGAGUUUGUCUUUCCAACAGCACCUUGGGGGGGUUUCCGCCGGGGGGGAAAGUUUUGGGAAAAAGGGCCAAAAUUUUUUCCCUUUUUGGGGGGGGGGGGGGCCCCCCGGGGGGGGGGGGGGCCUUUAAAACAAAAGUUGGGGGUCCCUUUUUUAAUCAAAAAGGGGCCGGAAAUUCCAAACGGUUUUUUUCCAAUUUUAAAGCCCUUUUUUUUUGCCCCAAAUUUUUUUUGGUUUUUUAGAAAGUUUUCCAAUUUUUUUUGUGGGCAUUAAGUUAUUUGUUUGAAGGAUUUUUUUUUGGGGGGUUUUUUUGUUUUGGUUUAAAAAAAAAAAUUUUUCCCCGUUUUUUGGAAAAUUUUUCGCUUCAGGAAAGGGUUGUUUUGGGCCCUUUUUAGAACCCCAAUUUUUUUCCCCCCUGCCAUAGGGGGUUUUGCCUAAAGGGGAGCAGGCCGGGCCUAAACCCCCAUUUUCAAAUUGUUUUCCCAAUAAAAAAACCCAACCCUUUUCCGCCCCCCCAAAAAAAAGCAAAAAAAUUUUGUUUAAAUUGUUCAAAGUUAACCUUCGGGGCUUUAAACAAAACAAAAACCCCUUCAAAAAAACAAAAAUUGCACCUCAUUUCUCCCCGCCCCUCUGUCUCUCUGUCUCUCUCUUUUCUUUUCUCUGCUCUCCCCUCCCUCUGGGGGCUCUCCCCUCUCUCUCUCUCUCCUCUCUCUCUCUCUUCUCCCCCUCCCCUCAUUUCUCUGGUCUCCCUCUCUGCUCUCUUCCCCUUCUUUCCCCCUCUCUUUCCUCCUUGUCCUCUCCCCUCUCUCUUCCUGUCCCCCCCUCCCCCCUUCCCUUCUCUUCCCUCCCCCUUCUCUCUGUGCUCUUCCCCUUUUCUCGUCUCUUCUCUCUUCCCCCCUCUUUUCUCCUCUCUCUCUCUUCUUCUCGUCCUCUCUCUCCUUUUCUCCUCUCUCUCCCCCGCUCUCCUUCCUCCUCUCUCCCUUUAAAUCCCCAUUCCAAAAGCCCGGAGCCCCAUCAUAAACCCAACCCACUCUCUGGUGUGGGGAAAAAAGGAAAAAAAAAAAAAAGGGGGGGGUUGGCCAUCUGUAAAAUCAGUAAAACCCCAUUUCCACAGAAAUUUAAAUUAAAGGAUAAAAGUUUGUUAAAUCUUUUCCCUCUCCCCGGCUUUCCACUCUUCUCUUUUCGGGCCCUUUUCCCGGCCCCUUGAAAAAAUUUUCUACGGUGGAAAAAGGGAAAAACAAGGUGAAAAUUUUCUAAAAUUAUAAUUUCUCUCCCCAACCUUUGGGGAAAAGAAAAUUUUUUAAAUGUCACUUUUUGUAACUAAAAAAUUGUCUGUCUCCAAUGUCUUUGGUUUAAACCCCAGCGGGUUUGGACCCCUGGGGGCUUGUUUUUAUUUUUUUAAUGCUCCCCCAGGUUUUCCAAAAAAGGUUUCUUAAAACCCCAAAGCCUUUCUUUUCGGGGUACCAAACCCCCCCCAAAUUACCCCCCCCCGCUGGGAACAGGGCACCCAGGACCUACCCUUUCCACAGGGCUUUGGGUUUUUUGGCCCUUUUGGGUUCCCCUUCGCUUCCGGGCCCUUUUUUGUGAAAACCGAAUGGGAAAACCUCGGCUCCACAAGCCACAAAAAAAUUUAAGAGUUUGGAAGCCGGGCCCUUGUCCGCCUUUUUUUAAAAGGGGUUAAGGACCCGGAAAGGGCCCCUUCGGUAAAAGCAGGGGGGGAAAUUUGGGGGGUAAACCCGAAACCGGGGGUUUGGGAAAAAAACAGGGGGGGGGGCCAAAUAAAUGCGGGGAGGGGGAUAAAAGGCCCUGAUCUUGACUCGCUGGCUAAGGGCUUGCCAAGGGAAUUAAAACAAUUUUUCCCUUGGGAAAUUUUGGGGCGGGCGGAAUUGUGUGUAGGGGGGCUGGGCCCGGUUUACAGGAACACAAAACCCCCUUUCCCCCCCCCCCUUUAAAGGCUUUUUGAUGUUUCACCCUCCCGGUCUUUGGUGCUUUCCCUAAAGGGGUUUCCAAAACCCCCCAUUUUUCCAAGCCUGCUUAUCGGGGUUCCCCCAGGGGGGAGGUUGAAUGGGUGGUUUUGGGUGACUACACCCUUCCCCCCAACAGGCCUACCUCCAAAUUAAGAACAAAAAAAGAACUAAUGGGGGGAGGGGGGCAGAAAAGUCCUGGCCCCUCCAUUUGAAAGGGCCCUUUUAAAACCAGUCCCCCCCCCCUUGCUCACCAGCCCUGGGGUUGGGUCAUCACCCCCUUAGGGGUCCCCACACCCAGAGCGCAGCCCCCCUCCCACCUUAGCCCCCACCCUUAUCCCCCAGGUCAACCCGGCCCCGGACACGGGCCCCUACCCUGCCAUGUCCACCCCCACCUUAGACCCUGCUAAAAAUCCCCCUCCCCCCUGGAGCUGGGAGAAUGGGUUUAAGUUUACCAUGCUUUGAACCCCCGGGGGCUCUUAAAAAUAAGAUUUCCUUUUGAAAUUUAAAAUACUACCCUUUUGGGUAUUACCCCCCCGGGUUUUGGGACCAAUAUACCUUUAAAGGGGGUUUUAUUUUGGGUUUUCCUUUUAAGGGGACCUUUAACCCCACCCCCGGUUUAUAAGGUAAUUGGGGUGAGGUUUACACCGGAACAACACAAGCAUACAAAAAAACAAAAAAUAAGACUAAACCCCCUCACUCACUCCCACACAUAUUUUUCCUUCAGAAAGUAUCAUCCCCCUUAAACUUAUUCCACAUUUUUUUUUGUUGUACCCAAAUUUUAAAAAUGGAUUUUUUUUUAAAUCUCAUCAACCUAAACACAAUACCCCCCUAAUGACCCAAAUUAAAACAUUUUUUUGAAAUGUUUUUCAAAUUCAUUGAAAAUAAUUCAGAAAAAUCUUGACAUACGUAUUCACAUCCCCGAGCAAAACCCUUUAGAACACCUUUCCCCCAGGAUUACAGCUGUUGGGCUUUUUUGGGGGAAAACUCUAAGAGCUUUGCCCCCUGGAUUGUACAAUUUUUUGCACCUUAUUCUUUUGUAAAAUUCCCUUUAAAUUCUGUCAAGUUGCUUUUUUUACAUUUCUAUACAGUCUUGCCAUAGACUUCAAGCUGAUUUAAGUCCAAAAAUGGAACUGGCCACUCCAAAAUUCAAAAGUCCCUCUUGGUAAGGGAAAUCCAGUGUAAAAUUUUGGGCCGGGUUUUAGGUUAUUGUCCUGCUAAAAGGGAAUUUGUCUCCCGUUUUGUUGGGAAAACAGCGAACCCGGGUUUUCCCUCUAGGGUUUUGCCUGGCUUUGCUUAUUUUUAUUUUUAUCCUAAAAAAAAUCCCUAUCCCCCUUUCUGAUACAAGCAUACCUAUGACUGAUCGCCAAACCCCUAAACUUUAAAAAAAAGAAGAGUGGGACUCGUGAUGUGUUGUGUUGGAUUUUCUCCAAACAAUCACUUUUUUAUUCAGGGCCCAAAAAGGGAAUUGCUUUCCACAUUUUUUCAGUAAUUUUUUUAGUGCCCCCGUUGCAAAAAAGGGGGCAUGUUUUUGGAAUUCGUUUCAGGAAACCUUCUUUUCACUGUCAAAUUUGGGUUGUAUUGGGGAGUAACACCUGUUUUUUUUCUCCAUCCUCAGUUUUUUUUAUCACAGCCAUUAAAAUCUGUAAAUGGGCCCCAUGGGAAGAUCACCGAGAGGGUUUUCCCUUUCCCCUCCGGGAACUGAUUUAGGAAAGGGCACUUGUUCCUUUUUUAGUGGCUGGAUUAGGGCCAUCAUCCAAAGUAAAUUAAUAAGUUCACCAUGCUUUAAAGGGAAUUCAAAGUCAUUUUUUUUUUUUUUUUUUUUAUCCACCAAUAGGGCCCUUCUUUGCAGGCAUUGGGAAAAAAUUCCCUGGUCCCUUUUUGGUGGAAUCUUUGAUUGAAAUUCCCCUGCUCGACUGAGGGACCCUUAAAAGUUAAUUGUAAAGUUUUGGGGUACAAAAAUGAGGGAAAUCCCUUUUUCCCCCCAAAACAUUGGGUUUAAAAGUUUAUUGCCAAAAGUGGGCCUGCAACUUCCCGUUUGUGACUUGUUUUUGCACUUUUUUUCUCCUUUUUUUUUAAAAUUUUUUAGGCUUCAACCCAAAAGGGGGGGAAAAACUUUUUGACUAAAAACUUUUAGCUUAUAUUUUUUAAAUUUUUUUAAAAAAAAAACGGGAAAAAAUCAUUUCCCCUUUGGUAUUUGGCCCGGGACAACAAAUCUCUUUAAUCAUUUAAAAUUUUAGGAUUAACACAACAAACGUGGAAAAAAGGGAAAGGGGGGUUUUAUAUUUUCUGAAGGGACUGACAUACUAUUCUCCCACCAACCCCCCGUUUUACCCCAAUGGUUUUUGGUCCAAAUUUUGGGGCCAAUACCAAAUAAGCAAAAAGCUGAUGGGUUAAAAAACCCACCCAAAUGGCGUGUUUCCUCCUGCUGCCCCGUUAAGGGGUCUGCAUCACUCUGAGGCCCAGACAUUAUUCAUGCAUGGACAAAAUGAAGGCGGGCUCUUUUUUUGUGUUUAAAUGGGAAAUUUCCAACUUGAUAAAAAAAUGGAAAAAAGUAUUAAAAUUUGGGCAAAAUAACCCAUAUUUUAACCCGGAACUGGCCCCCUUUUUCCUGUUGUGCGUAACUAUUUUUCGCUACCUAUGUGUUGUGCGGGUGGAAGUUAAUGUUGUCGCACUGUUUGUCGCAUGUCCUUUCGCCUGUCGUGCGUAAUGUUUGCCCUCGGGCAAAGUUUCCAUUUGCCUUGGUUUGGCCUAUGAUACAAGCCUUUGGGAAUAUCGUUCUGAGUCCUGCGUUUGAUUCCACUAUUACACCUACCGCACGCCUGACACUAGCCUAUUUGCAAUGUUUACACAGCGGGAAAUGCAGAAGUAUUAAAUGUUUCACUAUGAUCAGCUUGUCAAAAAUGGACCGAUACAAACUUGAAACCACUGAUCAUGAUAAUGGGGUGAAACUCCUGGACAACAGUUGUGAUUGUACAUUUUACUUUGACCUGUCCUGUUUUUAGGAUAUGUUGUUUGUUAACAUGACAGUGCAUUUUUUAUUUGAUUGAGCGCCAUUUAGGUUAGGCUAUUUGAUCAGAGAAACCUGCAUGAUGUAAAAAGUGUCUGUCUCAUUACAUUGUCAUACAUGUUAUCUCCAGCUUGUAGACUACAGAAAAGGCCACAUACUCUUUCUACCAUAUCCUAUAUCUGCUACAUUCCUUUUUUGAUGGAACGUUGGUGGAGCGCCGCAGAGAUGUGUCUUUCCAACAGCACCUUGGAGAGGUUCGCUGGGAGUGGACAAGCAAAAUAUUUUGCGCCCCUGCCUUUGACAAAGUGAGCACUGUUUAUCACAGGGCGGAAUCAACGCUCACAUAAAAAGCAUUUAUGCCACUGGUUGAGAAAAAUUGUCAUUUUUGGGGGGCAGAAUUAUGUGAGGAUUUAUGUGUUGUUGUUGGAGUUGCGUCUUGGUCAGUUUAGCUCAGAAAAUGCUGCCCUCGUCAAUCUGCUGCCAUAGGCGGAUGCCUAAUGAGCAGGCCGGCCCUGAGUCCAUUUCUAUUGUUUAACAUAAACACACCUUUUCGCACUAGCACAUUUUGUUCAUAUGUUCAAAGUGAACUGCUGGCUUCACAAUCACACCUUCACAAACACAUUGCCACUCUGCACUCUCUGCACUCUCUGUCUCUCUGUCUCUCUGUCUCUCUCUCUCUCUCUCUCUCUGUCUCUCUCUCUGUCUCUGUCUCUCUCUCUCUCUGUCUCUCUCUCUGUCUCUCUCUCUCUCUCUCUCUGUCUCUCUCUCUGUCUCUCUCUCUCUCUCUGUCUCUCUCUCUCUCUCUGUCUCUCUCUCUCUGUCUCUCUCUCUCUCUCUCUCUCUCUCUCUCUCUCUCAUCCCAUUCCAGGUCAGAGCACAUCAUCAACAGAGCACUCUCUCUGUGGAAAAGGAACAACGUGCCAUCUGUGAAUCAGUCAAUCACUUCACAGAAAUGUAGAAAGUAAAGGAUAAAAGUGUGUUAAAUCUCUUUCUCUCUCCCUUUAUCACUCUCUCUUUCAGUACCUACGCCCCUGUGAAGCAGUUUCUACGGGUGGACAAGGACAAGGUGCUAAUCUAUAUUUAUAAUCUCUCCCUCCAACCUUUGUCAUGUAUUUGUUCAAUAGUGCACAGUUGUAAAUAAAUCUGUCUGUCUCCAAUGUCAUUGGUAAACCCAGCAUGGUACACUGUGCUGCUAUCUAAUCUCCCCAGGUUCAGAUCUUCAACCCAGCCUUCUUCAAGUACAUCCAUGACCGCUGGACCAGGCACCACGGACGCUACCCUUCCACAGGCAUGCUGGUCCUGUUCUUCGCUCUGCACGUGUGUGACGAGGUGAGGACCUCGCUAACACACACUCACACAAACACACAAUACAGACACGUCUCUCGGCCAGUCUCUAGGCCAAUCUGUCUGCCUGUUUUAAAACGUUAUCUUGUAUUCCAGGUAAAUGUGUUUGGCUUCGGCGCUGACAGUCGAGGCAACUGGCACCACUAUUGGGAGCAGAACCGCUACUCUGGAGAGUUCCGGAAAACAGGGGUGCAUGAUGCAGACUAUGAGGCCCUGAUCAUUGACUCGCUGGCUAAGGCUGGCAAGAUCACCAAUUUUCCCAGGAAAGUGAGGCGGGCUGGAUGUGUGGUGGGCUGGACAGGUUUACAGGAACACAAGAACACCUAUCACCAUUAGGCUUUUUGAUGUUGUCAUCUGCUUCUUUGUGCUUUGCAUAGAGAGGGAUCCAAAACACUACAUUAUACAAUGCCUGCUUAUCAUGUUCCAGGAUGGUAAGAUGAUGGUGGUUUUGGGUGACUACACUCUUCCCCCAACAGGCCUACCUCCAUAGAAACAACAGAACUAUAGAGGGGGCAGAGAAGUCUGGCCUAGCCACUGUAUGGACCUUUGAACCAGUCCCCCCCUCUUGCUCAGCCACUGGGGGUUGAGUCAUCACACACCUUAGGGGUCUCACACCCAGAGACUCAGCCCCCUCCCACUCUGUAGCCCCCACCCUUAAUACCAUGUCAACCAGUGACGGACACUGAGCUAUCCCUGCCAUGUCCACACCCACCUGUAGAGCUGCUGCUAAAGCCCCAUCGCCCCUGGGAGCUAGGAGUACUAGGUAGUUGAAGUUUACAUGCUUUGAAGCCCAGAGGCUACUUCAAAAUAAGAGUUCCUGUUGUAAUUAAAUGACUAUCAUGUUGAAGGUAUGUACAGCCCACAGGGAUUUGACCACAUAUACGGUAUUAACGGUUUUAUUUGUUUUAACCAUUUUAAGUGACUAAUCCUGCUGAUUAGGUAAAUUGGGGUGAGGCUUACACACAGUGAACAACACAAGCAGACAUACAGAUAAGACUAAAACCACUCACUCACUCACACACAUACAGUGCCUUCAGAAAGUAUUCAUACCCCUUGACUUAUUCCACAUUUUGUUGUGUUGUACCCUGAUUUCAAAAUUGAUUUUUUUUAAAUCUCAUCAACCUAAACACAAUACCCCGUAAUGACAAAGUGAAAACAUGUUUUUAGAAAUGUUUGCAAAUUCAUUGAAAAUGAAGUGCAGAAAUAUCUAAUUGACAUACGUAUUCACAUCCCUGAGUCAAUACAUGUUAGAAUCACCUUUCGCAGGGAUUACAGCUGUGAGUCUUUCUGGGUAAAUCUCUAAGAGCUUUGCACACCUGGAUUGUACAAUAUUUGCACAUUAUUCUUUUGUAAAUUCUUCAAAUUCUGUCAAGUUGCUUGUUGAUCAUUGCUAUACAGUCUUGCCAUAGAUCUUCAAGCUGAUUUAAGUCAAAACUGUAACUAGGCCACUCCGGAACAUUCAAUGUCGUCUUGGUAAGCAACUCCAGUGUAAAUUUGGCCUUGUGUUUUAGGUUAUUGUCCUGCUAAAAGGUAAAUUUGUCUCCCAGUGUCUGUUGGAAAGCAGACUGAACCAGGUUUUCCUCUAGGAUUUUGCCUGUGCUUAGCUCUAUUCCAUUUAUUUUUAUCCUAAAAAACUCCCUAGUCCUUGCUGAUCACAAGCAUACCUAUGACAUGAUGCAGCCACCACUAUGCUUGAAAAUAUGAAGAGUGGUACUCAGUGAUGUGUUGUGUUGGAUUUGCUCCAAACAUAUCACUUUUGUAUUCAGGACAAAAAGUUAAUUGCAUGUUUUGGAAUAUUCUGUACAGGAUACCUUCUUUUCACUGUCAAUUAGGUUAGUAUUGUGGAGUAACUACAGUGUUUUUGCUCCAUCUUCAGUUUUCUCCUAUCACAGCCAUUAAACUCUGUAACUGGCCUCAUGGUGAGAUCACUGAGAGGUUUCCUUCCUCUCCGGCAACUGAUUUAGGAAGGACACUUGUAUCUUUGUAGUGGCUGGAUGUAUUGAUACAUCAUCCAAAGUAUAAUUAAUAAGUUCACCAUGCUCAAAGGGAUAUUCAAUGUCAGCUUUUUUUUAUUUAUUUUUUUAUCCACCAAUAGGUGCCCUUCUUUGCGAGGCAUUGGAAAACUUCCCUGGUCUUUGUGGUGGAAUCUUUGUUUGAAAUUCACUGCUCGACUGAGGGACCUUACAGGUAAUUGUAUGUGUGGGGUACAGAGAUGAGGUAGUCAUUCAAAAAUCAUGUUAAACAGUAUUAUUGCACACAGAGUGAGGCCAUGCAACUUACUGUAUUGUGACUUGUUUAGCACAUUUUUACUCCUGAAUUUAUUUAGGCUUGCCAUAACAAAGGGGUUGAAUACUUAUUGACUCAAGACAUUUCAGCUUAUCAUUUUUUAUUAAUUUGUAAAAAUAUCGGAAAACAUCAUUCCACUUUGAUAUUUGGCCAGUGACAACAAAUCUCAAUUUAAUACAUUUAAAUUUCAGGAUGUAACACAACAAACUGUGGAAAAGGUAAAGGGGUGUGAAUAUUUUCUGAAGGCACUGUACAUACAUAUUCUCCCACACAUACACUCCAUUCACACAAUGUUCUUGGUCAAUUUGAGCCAAUACCACUAAGCAUAAAAGACUGAUGAGUAAAAGAGCCCACACUAAGAUGGCGUGUUGCCUCCUGCUGCCUGUUAAGGGAUACUGCAUCACUCUGAGGCCCAGACAUUAUGCAUGCAUAGGACAAACUGAAGGCUGUCUCUUCUGUGUCUAAUGAUGACAACUUGAUAGAUGAGAGUAUUAUGGCAGAACAUAACUAAACCGACUGCUAGUAAAAAAUUCCAUUAUAUUUUCAGAUCAGAUGAGUAGUUACAAACAGAGUUUAGGAACUCUGACAAAAACUCAGGCUUUAGUCCUGGCUGUAGUAGUUAUGAGCCAAUUUGUCAAUGUGACAUUCUGGCCCUCACCCCAGUGCUCCAACCAGUUGAGAAUGUGUGCUGUUGUGUAAUCCUAUGAUGAUAUCAUAACUAUGGUCAAUACCAUCAUAUACUGUAUGAUAUAAUUGUAUUAUUUCCAUCCUUUGCACAUCAUGACGUUCUUAUCUGACACCAUGCCAUUGUGUUGGGAAGGUCUCAGAUCAGUGUAACUGACUCCUUUACAUAGCCUAUGUCUAAUUUCAGUGUGGAAUUUUAGUUGGUUUAAGUAAGUGUCUCUACCUGACACACACGCCUACUUUAAGUAUGUUGUGCGUAGGGCUGGAACAAUUACCAUAUAACCGUGUAACGGACGGUUAUGGAUGAAGACCGUCACGAAACUAAAAUAACCCUCAUAACCGUUAAAGAUAUAUGUGUGUGUAUGCAUGCGUGUGGAAUAAACAGCUGACUGAAGGUGACCGUGGUCAUUUGGUUGACCAAUAGCCGUCAUCCAAAAUUCCAUGACCGUCACAGCCAUAGUUGUGCGUGUGUGUGAGAGAGCGAGAGCUGUAGAAAUCAUUGUGAUUCUCUUAGUUUUGUCGAAGUUUGAUUUUCAGGUAGAGCCCUCAUAACAAAUAGACACAUAUCAGUAAUUUACAGCCAUGUGACAACACACACAUCCAUGCUUGCGUGCCUUUUCCCAGUAUUGUACAUACAGUACCUUUCCUGCAGUGCACCAUAAACCUCAGCUACAGUACACACGUGUGCCAACUUAAGUUUAAUUUAGUAGUCAUGCACAGCACAUUCACACACCUACUAUAAACACCUGCACCUGCUGUUAGAAUCUUACUGUUUGUUAGUCAUGUCUCUUACACAUACACAUAUUCUGAGAGCUUCAAUUGGCUUCUUUUCCCUGAUUUUGACCACACACCUUAUAUUCUACACACCCCUGGUCUCGGCCUGGCUGAGCUGUGCCUUCUGGACCCACACACAUAUGUUUCACUCUGCCUUUCUCUAGGAGCCAUGUAGAAAGGCUUCCUUUAUGUUGCUUUUUACACAGAACACAUUACCUUGAGGUGAAAGGAAACAAACUAUCUGUGACGACUAAUUUUGCGUAAAGUUGAUAUGACUAUGGCUGAAUUCAUUUGCUGUGCUCAAUCUGUGUUUUGCCAUUGUGUCGGUGAGCUAAUGUGUUCCAAGAUGACAGCCAAUGACAAUGUGUCUAGUGCUUAAAACAUCUCCAACAUGUGUUUUACAUGGAAAGUUUCUAAAUAUUCCCACCACUUUUCUGGGUGGUGCUGUCCAUGACAGAAAUAGAAUGUGCAAUACUUCACCAAAGAGAAUCAAACAUAAUUGACAUUGUUCUAAUGACUUCUAUAUCUUUAAUUCCAUUACUCCCUAUCACUUUUGUAACUCUAUAAAAUGUUUAUCCAACAGGAUAUAAGGCAUAGGUAAUGUAUCAAUAAAGCUAGCCCACUGAAGCUGAACGCUACGUUCUAGCUCAACUUGCAUCAUUUUGUUUUCACAUAGUAAGGAAACAGUAUUUUCCCUAUUCUGUUGUUCAUUUUGCAGUGUACCUUCUGGGAAAUUGACUGUGUGAAAGGUGAGAAAUCCCUUUCCACUCUGCUGUCCCUCAGUGUAUCGUUGGAUAAUAGGUUUUUUAAUGUAUUUGAGUUAUUGGUUCUGGCUUCUAGCGUUACCUAAAUGGUUUCUUAUGACACGUAUCCAUCCUGUUGCAUUGUUUUGAUGGUUUCAUCUGCAUCGCCAGCUCUUCAUUAGAGGUCUCUUGUGCACAACAACAGUAUUCACCGACAACAGUGUGCAUGUCAGUGUUACUAUCGUAUUACUACUAUUACCAAUAGUAUCCUCAUUAGUAUUAUGACUAUCAUUGGGUCUGUCAGCACUCCAUCUCUACUUUACUACUUAAAUUAAAACCUCCAUCUGUGUGUGUGUGUGUGUGUGAUGGACUGUUUUUAUCCUAUGCUAUCGUAAAAAUAAAAGCAAAAUUAAAAGAAAUGGUUUUAUGGAUAUUUUCUUAAGUGGGGUAGUAAGAGCACCUACAACAUCUACCCUGUACUAGACAUCUUUACCAUCAGACUGACUGACCAGUCAAACAGGUUCUUACCAUCGCCCAUAAACUACAGGAGAAGAGAGAUCUAAGUACUAGUAUUAGUGGAAAGAAUGCAACAGAAAUCAAGCGUUACCAGUAUUUUUGUUCCACAACAUGGAAUGCAUCAGACAUGGACCAGUCACAAUGCAUUCCUAGGAAGUGGCAAUAAAAUGCAUUUCACAGAAUUGACAAUGUCAUGUCAUCCAUUUAUUUAAUUCAUUGACUCAAUUAAUUAUUGGACAUUACAUAUGAAAGAGAUGUCGGACAAUAAGACACUAAGGUACAGUAGUAGGUGUGAAUUGACAUUACAACUCCCAGGAAAGCCAGUCUGCAGAGACCACAUCUCCCCACAGUCAGGGAGGGGGAAGUGAGACAAACACAAUGACAUGGAGAGGCCAAUGGAAUAGAGAGAAACAGGCAAUGAACAGAAGCAGUUUACCAUUGAGUAUUUCCAUCAUUAGUUUAAAAGGGAUGGUUUAAGAGGGUGGUUGUUGGGCUUUGACUACUAGAGGACAGAUCAGGUAGGAGGCUGUCGGGUUAGCAUCAUCUCGCAUACACCAAUAAUCAUUCAGUUACCCAAUCAAAGAGAUUAGCCUCUUAGAAGGAGCCAUUAGAAUUGUGCAUCGGAUCAAACCAUGAUAUCCUCCUUAAAUUGCAGGUGCAUCUCCCUUUCAGAGAGAGAGACAGAGGGCUCCUUCAUCUGCCUCUCUAACCAUUAGAUAGGUGAAUGUUCCUAUACAAUUUACUGUCUGGAAUGUCCAGUUCAAAGUCACAGAGAACAGCUGGAACAUUCCAGUGGGUGGUGGGGCUGGUAAGGGUUUUCCCUACAAUCCUUCACCACACCCCAGUCUCAUCCUCCACAUUAGUUUUCACCCAGUUUAAGGCGGGCAAACUGGUUGGCCAUCUGUAGUGCCUCUUCUAUGCAGUGUGUGUUCCUGCCAGUGGCCUGGGCAGACAUAUCCUUGCCACCACCCUUGCCAUCCAUCAGAGGGCAAAGCUCCUGCACCCACUCACUGGCCUUCAGACCCCGUUUGGCAACAUCCUGGUAGAGGAGAAAAUCAACAGA
Coregonus sp. 'balchen' is the source of this 32284-nucleotide messenger RNA. The record is from the annotation of a GenBank genome assembly. NCBI's taxonomy places the organism in Eukaryota, Metazoa, Chordata, Actinopteri, Salmoniformes, Salmonidae.